Messenger RNA from Hevea brasiliensis (rubber tree), 393 nucleotides. RefSeq names its product cytochrome P450 71B4-like. Gene Ontology annotation, molecular function: monooxygenase activity; heme binding; oxidoreductase activity, acting on paired donors, with incorporation or reduction of molecular oxygen. The transcript has a single exon. The coding region runs from base 1 to 393 and encodes 130 amino acids. The record is from RefSeq and is a predicted model, not a curated record. NCBI's taxonomy places the organism in Eukaryota, Viridiplantae, Streptophyta, Magnoliopsida, Malpighiales, Euphorbiaceae.
AUGGCUUUUCCUUCCGUCGAUAUGUGGUCACUUCUUCUUGUGCUCUUCCCAUUAUUCUUUAUCCUGAAGAGAAAAUUUCAGGAUAAGAGACAGAGCAAGCACCUUCCACCAGGCCCUCCAGGGCUUCCAAUCAUAGGCAACUUGCAUCAACUUAGGGCAUUACCUCAUCAGUCUCUAUGCCAACUCUCCAAGAAACAUGGCCCUGUGAUGUUUAUAAAACUUGGUUUUGUACCUUCAGUUGUCGUCUCCUCUGCAGAGGCAGCUAAGGAGGUCUUGAAAACCCAUGAUCUUUGCACUUGCAGUAGACUUGUCUCGAAUGGUACUAGAAUGAUAAAACAAAGGGAAUAUGUUUCUCACAAGCUUCUCUCUGUGAUAACAAAAACAGAGAGGUAA